This is a messenger RNA of Argentina anserina (silverweed cinquefoil), 1695 nucleotides long. RefSeq names its product polyadenylate-binding protein RBP47B'-like. Lineage: Eukaryota; Viridiplantae; Streptophyta; Magnoliopsida; Rosales; Rosaceae. Gene Ontology annotation, molecular function: mRNA binding. The record is from RefSeq and is a predicted model, not a curated record. Gene Ontology annotation, cellular component: cytosol.
UCGAAAGCUCCGACGAAUUGGAGAGAAAGAGGGAGAGAGUAUGAUGAAUCCGCAGCCUCAGCCAGGUCCUCAGGGCUAUCCUCAUCACCAGCCAACUUCAGUGGAAGAAGUCCGUACUCUCUGGAUUGGUGAUCUACAGUACUGGGUCGACGAGAAUUACCUCACCUCUUGCUUCGCUCACACCGGCGAGGUUAUUUCAAUCAAGAUUAUACGAAACAAAAUGACGGGGCAGCCGGAGGGGUACGGGUUUGUGGAGUUUGUCUCCCACGCCGCAGCCGAGAGGAUCCUCCACGCUUACAACGGCACUCAAAUGCCUGGAACUGAGCAGACUUUCAGGCUGAACUGGGCCUCUUUCGGAAUCGGCGAAAGGCGGCCUGAUGCUGGCCCUGAGCAUUCCAUUUUUGUAGGUGAUUUGGCCCCUGAUGUUACUGAUUUUGUCCUGCAAGAGACUUUUCACAACACCUAUCCUUCGGUUAGAGGCGCCAAGGUUGUCACCGAUGCCAACACUGGCCGCUCCAAGGGUUAUGGCUUUGUCAAGUUUGCUGAUGAGGCCGAGAGGAACCGUGCUAUGACUGAGAUGGAUGGUGUUUAUUGCUCCACUAGGCCAAUGCGCAUCAGCGCCGCCACGCCGAAGAAGACCACCGGUUUCCAGCAGCAAUAUGUUGCAGCAAAAGCUGUUUAUCCUGUUCCGGCAUACACUACUCCGGCAGUUCCUGUAGUACCAGCAGCAGAGUAUGAUGCAAACAACACUACAGUAAAUUUUGUCGGAAACUUGGAUCCUAAUAUUGCUGAGGAGGAGUUGAAGCAAACUUUUCUGCAAUUUGGAGAUAUUGUCUAUGUUAAGACUCCUGCAGGCAAAGCCAAAGGCUGUGGUUUUGUACAGUUUGGGACAAGGUCAUCUGCUGAAGAAGCUAUACAAAGGAUGCAAGGAAAGAUGAUUGGUCAACAAGUGGUCCGCAUUUCUUGGGGUAGGAGCCCAACAACUAAACAGGAUGUACCUGGUAGCUGGGGCCAGCAAGUAGAUCCAAGUCAAUGGAAUGCAUAUUAUGGUUAUGGUCAAGGCUAUGAUCCAUAUGGCUAUGGAGCUACUCAAGAUCCAUCAUUGUAUGCAUACAACGGCUAUGCCGGUUACGGCCAAUAUCCUCAACAGGUUGAUGGAGUUCAAGAUAUGGGAGCUAUGGCUGGUACUGUUCCAUCUUUUGAACAGAGGGAUGAGCUGGAUGAUUCCUUGGCUACGCCUGAUGUUGACAAGUUGAAUGCUGCUUACCUCGCUGUACAUGGAAGGGCCAUUUUGGGCCAUCCCAUGUGGCUAAGAACAUCAGUGUUUCCGCAGCAAGCUUAGUCAACAUUAGCAAUGUAACGACAUUGGUUUGAUUUGGAUUCUUUCUCAAUUUUCUUGGAGUUCACAUUAUAACAACCAGAGAAGAAAUGGUGGGUAGAAUGGCUAAUACUAGGUGAAGAUCUGGAAGAAAUAGUAGUUGACAGACCCUUUUUUCUUCUCAAUCAGGGGCUAGGGCUGUGGUUGUUGAUUUGUAGAUGUUUCUCAGUACGAUACCAGGGAUGCCUUUGUUAGGUUUGUUGCACCUUUAAUAUUCCAGUCCAUCGUUUGAUUAAAAAUGUAUAAUAUAGGCCAAUUUACCAGGCUUGUUGUAUGAGAACAUGUCUUGAUCCUUUACACCUUAUGUUCCAAUUGCG